Molecule: messenger RNA, 1158 nt
Organism: Rhinopithecus roxellana (golden snub-nosed monkey)
Lineage: Eukaryota; Metazoa; Chordata; Mammalia; Primates; Cercopithecidae
Product: class I histocompatibility antigen, Gogo-B*0101 alpha chain-like
Exons: 6
Biological process (GO): antigen processing and presentation of endogenous peptide antigen via MHC class I via ER pathway, TAP-independent; immune response; positive regulation of T cell mediated cytotoxicity
Cellular component (GO): external side of plasma membrane
Molecular function (GO): peptide antigen binding; signaling receptor binding
Source: RefSeq, a predicted model, not a curated record
CACAGGGUGCGGGUCAUGAUGCCCGGAAUCCUCCUUCUGCUGCUCUCGGGGGCCCUGGCCCUGACCGAGACCCGGGCGGGCUCGCACUCCUUGAGGUAUUUCAGCACCUCCGUGUCCCGGCCCGGCCGCGGGGAGCCCCGCUUCAUCUCCGUGGGCUACGUGGACGACACGCAGUUCCUGCGGUUCGACAGUGACGCGGCGAGUCCGAGGAUGGAGCCGCGAGCGCCGUGGGUGGAGCAGGAGGGGCCGGAGUAUUGGGACCGGGAGACGCGGAACGCCGAGGGCCACGCACAGACUCACCGAGAGAACCUGCGGACCCUGCUCCGCUACUACAACCAGAGCGAGGCCGGGUCUCACACCAUCCAGAGGGUGUUUGGCUGCGACCUGGGGCCCGACGGGCGCCUCCUCCGCGGAUAUAACCAGCACGCCUACGAUGGCAAGGAUUACAUCGCCCUGAACCAGGACCUGCGCUCCUGGACCGCGGCGGACACUGCGGCUCAGAUCACCCAGCGCAAGUGGGAGGCAUGCGGUGAGGCGGAGGAGUGGAGCGUCUACCUGGAGGGCGAGUGCCUGGAGUGGCUCCGCAGAUACUUGGAGAAAGGGAAGGAGACGCUACAGCGCGCGGAUCCCCCAAAGACACACGUGACCCACCACCCCGUCUCUGACCAUGAGGCCACCCUGAGGUGCUGGGCCCUGGGCUUCUACCCUGCGGAGAUCACACUGACCUGGCAGCGGGAUGGGGAGGACCAAACUGAAGACACCCAGCUUGUGGAGACCAGGCCCGCAGGGGAUGGAACCUUCCAGAAGUGGGCAGCUGUGGUGGUGUCUUCUGGAGAAGAGCAGGGAUACACGUGCCAUGUGCAGCAUGAGGGGCUGCCGGAGCCUCUCACCCUGAGAUGGGAGCCAUCUUCCCAGUCCACCAUCCCCAUCGUGGGCAUCGUUGCUGGCCUGGCUGUCCUAGCCUUUUUGGUCACCGGAGCUGUGGUCGCUGCUGUGAUGUGGAGGAGGAAGAGCUCAGGUGGAAAAGGAGGGAGCUACUCUCAGGCUGCGUGUAAGUGGUGGGGGUGGGUGUGUGGAGGAGCUCACCCACCCCAUAAUUCCUCCUGUCCCACGUCUCCUGCGGGCUCUGACCAGAUGCUGUUUUUGUUCUACCCCAGC